Molecule: messenger RNA, 2115 nt
Organism: Trypanosoma brucei brucei TREU927
Lineage: Eukaryota; Euglenozoa; Kinetoplastea; Trypanosomatida; Trypanosomatidae
Exons: 1
Coding region: 1-2115 (704 amino acids)
Biological process (GO): regulation of actin cytoskeleton organization; TOR signaling
Cellular component (GO): TORC2 complex; TORC1 complex
Molecular function (GO): protein binding
Source: RefSeq, a predicted model, not a curated record
AUGAGCUCUACAUUUAUUAUAUCCGCUUCUUAUGACAAAGAAAUACGCUUUUGGGACGGAUCAACGGGCCGAACAGUCCGCAGUUUUCCCUUUCAGGGAUCACAGGUCAAUGCGAUGUUGACGAUUCCAAACACCACACACCUCGCCGUUGGAGGAUUUGGUGCCGUUCGCGUGUAUGAUAUUGGAGUUGAAGCUGGAUCAGCUGGGGGCAAUAGUGGAACACAACCACCCCCGGUUUUCUCCGUUUAUGAAAAUCAAUACGCAAUGAACGUAACGAGCCUGGGGACGUUCCCACUCUACCCGCAGCGUGACGAGGAAAUGCACUUAAACUCUGCGGAAGCUUCCAUGAGUAGCUUGUUUUGCACUUCUGCAGACCUUGCUGCAACCGCCACAUUAGACCCCACACCGACCACGGGCUCUGCUGGAGUGUUGACUGUUCUUUUCGCCACUUCGGAGGACGGGCACAUUCGGUUUUUUAACGCAAACUCACCCACAACACUAAACCUUCUGCUCGAUAUUAGCGCGGGUGCGGCCAUCACGUGCAGUGCCGUCUCCCCGGAUCGUCACACCUUGUUCACCGGUUCCCAGAUCGGUCGCGUCUCGGUGUGGCACAUACCAAGUAUCAUUGCGGCAGCUGCGCAACACGGAGACAGCACUAGCAGAGGUGGUCUCUUUGCUAGUAAGCCAAUGCAAGAGAUUGCCUUCAAUGGGGAUUACACAGCCAUUAGAAGUAUAGCCGUGGAACCGCUGGCGCGUUGGGCUGUGGCAGCAACAAGUGCUGGGAAGCUUCAUUUUAUGUGUUUUGGAAGGUGCGCGCAGAACCUUACCGGCACACAUGCCUCCGAGGCACACGCAGCUGGAAGGUUGGCGAAUGAAGAGGUGCCUGGAGAAGAGGAAGAAACAAGCCCGCAAGUGCAGCGACCGGUAGCGGAGGGGACGGUCGCCGACAGCGCUCCCGCAAUCGCCACGAAUGACUCUAGUUCACGUUCCAUUAAUUCCGCAAACACCCUGCGCCCUAGUUGCGGGCCCUUGUCUGUGCUUAAAACACAUGGAAACGAAGGAAGUGGGGGUGACGUGGCUGCUAACGCUAGUGAGUCACCCCUUGCUAACGAUGGUGUGACAUUUUCUGAUGCAGUCGACGCCUCAGACACGGGAAAUUCAACCCCGGGAAUGGACGUGACCAAGAAGUUCAGCGCACCGGGCCUCUUGACCUCAUCAUCGGUCAAUUCCUCAUCCAUUCAGCAACAAUUUUUUUUGAAGGUUUUUCACUCGUUUCAGGCGCACCACAAAUAUAUCCUUAAGGUGGCCAUCUCACCCAAUAUAGAUAUCUUGGUGACAUGUUGUGGGGACUACACCGUUGGGAGAUUCGUAAUCCCUCCAAUACUUCAGUGCUGUGACGUGACGACCAAGCACGCUUCUGGGUGUGAAAGUGACUCCCACAGCGCAGGAGUAUCCUCGCUGACAAGUGCGGUGAGAUUGUCUGGCCUCACCGAGAAAAACACGGCGGCAGGUUCUGAUCCCACAAACCAGGUGGCUGCAGCGGGGGAUAACAAUGGGGCCGGAGCUGGUGGUGCAACCGCAGCAAGUUCGUCCUCACUUCUUCAACCUAAGGCAGAUGAGGGUGCCGUCCUCACUCCUACAGCGGCACCGUCAACGUCGUUUACACAUGAUGGAUCAACUGGAAGCGUAGAAGAUGGUGUAAAGCCGGUGGCUGCGGUAGCUAAUGACCCUACCGUGAAUGAAUCUCAACCCUUGGCAACGAUGGAAACGGUGAAAAAAAUGACAAGUCCUGCUGACGCCCCAACAGAGAGGCAUGAUGCGUUCCACUUGGCCACGUCAAACUUUCCACAGCUGGUUGCAGAGGGAAGUACACAAGUUAACAUUGGCGAUGGGGUUGAGUUCAAGGAACUAAAACCCCUGACAGGACACACGCGGUGGGUCUGGGACUGUGCCUUCAGUGAUUGCGGGAGGUUUCUCUUCACAGCUAGCAGCGACCAAACGUUACGUAUGUGGACCUCUCUCCUCAGUGACAGACCACAUUCCACCAGCUUCGUUGGUCAUAUGAAACCAGUGGUGUGCUGCAUGCUCUAUGUGGAAAGGAAGAAAAACCAAUAG